Trifolium pratense (red clover) is the source of this 663-nucleotide messenger RNA. RefSeq names its product 30S ribosomal protein S17, chloroplastic. Gene Ontology annotation, cellular component: ribosome. Bases 38 to 526 code for a protein of 162 amino acids. The transcript has a single exon. The record is from RefSeq and is a predicted model, not a curated record. Gene Ontology annotation, biological process: translation. Lineage: Eukaryota; Viridiplantae; Streptophyta; Magnoliopsida; Fabales; Fabaceae. Gene Ontology annotation, molecular function: structural constituent of ribosome.
UCACAGUUAAUUUUAUCUUGUUCCUUAUCUCUUCACAAUGUGGCUUCUGCAACUUCCCUCCAACCUCUCAUCACCAUUUCUCACCGGAAACAAUGUCUCGGGCCUCAACCGUCUCUCAAAGCCCACUACCACACUCUCAUCAGCCCAAGCCCAAGCCCAUUUUCUUCCAUCAAUCAAAGCAAUGAAAACAAUGGAAGGAAAAGUGACAUGCGCCACCAAUGACAAGACAGUGGCGGUGGAAGUUACUCGUUUACAAGUUCAUCCGAAAUACAAGAAACGUAUUAGGAUGAAGAAGAAGUAUCAAGCUCAUGAUCCUGAAAAUGUUUUCAAAAAAGGUGAUCUUGUUCAGCUUCAGAAAAUUAGACCUAUUAGUAAGAAUAAAACUUUUCUUGCUGUUGCUGUUCCUCCUAGGAAUAGGAAAUCAAAUAAUGGUGGUGAUGCUAAUUCUUCCGGUGAGCUCGGAAUUCCGCUUCAGUCGCAGCAGGAGGAGGAGGUUGUGGUGGUGGAGGAAGAGCCUCAGCCUUAGGUUUUAGGCUUGUAAUCUCUUACUCUUGCUCUUUAAUUUUAUCCCAAUUUUUUUCAUUUAGUUUUGUGUUUUUAUGUUAUGUAUUAAUAAUAUGAUGAAAUUGGAAAUGAGAAAUGAAUGUUGUUGUUGUUGUUGUU